AUGUCAGCCCAGAAUCUCCCCCAUAUUCAGGGCUCAAUCCUGACUCCCUUAUCCGAGGGGUUCGAACUAGCCAACGAUCGAAACUCGCUGCUCUCCGUCCUUAGACCAGCUUACAUCUUCCAGCCCAGCGCCUACAGCGACAUCCCUCCCAUCCUCCACUUUGCCUCUUCCCACUCCCCGAAGCUCGAAGUCGUCGUCAAAUCCGGUGGCUGCCAUUCGUCGACUUGGGCCAGCACAGACCAAGGCAUCGUGAUCGAUCUCUCUCGGCUCACCAGCGUUAGACUCUCCGAAGAUAAGCAGACCAUAGUCGUCCAAGGUGGCGCGAAUUGGGGACACGUCUACGAGGUGGCGAGCAAGGCGAACGUCGAUGUCGUGGGAGCGCCGUGGUGGUUCGUUGGCGUCGGAGGUUCGUUGGUCGGAGGUGCUCAGGGGCAUAUAACCCCGCAGUAUGGACAGGGUAUCGAUAAUAUGGUUGGUGCGACGGUUGUACUUGCGGAUGGACGCAUUGUCACGACCAGUGAGACCGAGGAGCCAGACUUGUUUUGGGCUAUCCGCGGUGGAGGAAAUCAAUUCGGGGUCGUGGUGGAGUUCGUGUUGAAAACUCACCCGUGCCCUGGUCCCGCUACUGUGGGUUUACUGGCCUAUCAGGAGAACGCCUUCCCGGAGGUCCUUCGUGUGGUUCAGGAGCUCUCUAGGCCGAAUGCAGUCCUCGAGAAAGUUGUAAUGAUGUUCACGAGGUUCCCCCCUGCCUUCAAGCCUACCGUCGUGAUCCUUCCCUGGAUCUCCGCCGCUAACUCUCGGUCUGGCGAUGACUUCCUGCGGCCCUUCCGCGUGCUGCCAACCCCACCUUUCCUUGACAAAGUUAGCCCCGCAGACGCCCUACAAGCAUCUCAUGCCACGGAUGCUACCCGUGAAACCGCGCCGCGACGGCUUAAUAUUCGUGGCGGCGCAUGUGCUGAGCUUUCCACUGAGUUGGUGACGAGCGUGUGGAACCGAUGGGUGAAGUUCACGGAGGAGACUCAGGAUGCACGGGCGACCGCCAUUAUCUUCGAUGGACACAAGAUGGGCAAUGCUGCCAAAGUUGGGAAAGAGGAGACCGCGUAUGCGCUGAGAGAACCAUUCUUUUCGGUUGCGAUUCAAGGGCGAAAUACUCAGCCGUCGACGGAUGCGGCCACUGCGGCUUUUGUCAAAGAGAUUGCGGACUACAUCCAUCACGAGAAUCGCGCGCUUGGUAUUCAGUUGAAUAUGGCUCGGGGCGACGAAUGUGCAGAAGAUGUCUUCGAUGUCAAUCUUCCGAGGCUCAGGAAGUUGAAGGCGAAGUACGAUCCGAAGGGUGUGUGGGCUAGGGGGUUCAGGAUCGAACCGGAUUUCUCGGGGACAUGAUACUUUAAUAUUGAGAAUAGAAUGAGGUUCGUUGUC
This is a messenger RNA of Stereum hirsutum FP-91666 SS1, 1419 nucleotides long. Its product is annotated as FAD-binding domain-containing protein. Bases 1 to 1383 code for a protein of 460 amino acids. Gene Ontology annotation, molecular function: FAD binding. The record is from RefSeq and is a predicted model, not a curated record. Lineage: Eukaryota; Fungi; Basidiomycota; Agaricomycetes; Russulales; Stereaceae. The transcript has 5 exons.